Molecule: messenger RNA, 1089 nt
Organism: Ceraceosorus guamensis
Lineage: Eukaryota; Fungi; Basidiomycota; Exobasidiomycetes; Ceraceosorales; Ceraceosoraceae
Exons: 3
Coding region: 169-885 (238 amino acids)
Cellular component (GO): mitochondrion
Molecular function (GO): fatty acyl-CoA hydrolase activity
Source: RefSeq, a predicted model, not a curated record
GCGGCCUUCAUCGUGACAAUCACAAGUCGAAAGUCGUGAAUCGAGAAUGGAGAGGAUCGUGGCCGCAGCAAGAGCGCUCGCUACCAUUGAGCGAUAGUCACGAGUGAGGUCGAAGCGUCAAGACCGUGCUAGAAGGCGGAUCCUGCUGAGACAGGCAAGUGCCCACGAAUGUAUGCUCGGAGGGGGAUAUUUCGAGCCGUCGCUUCUCCUGCACGCCGCUCGAUCGUAAGUAGUGCGGCCGUGUCCGAGGCCAGAUCACCACCGAGUACCUCUUUUGCCAGACGUACCACCACACCGAAGGAGGCGCCGCACGAAGAACGAUUCUCGAGUCGCCCUCGCUCGUUUGCAAGCGCCACAAUGUCAUCAGACCGUCGAUCCUUUGACUAUCCAUUCCAUCUCGACGUUCAGACGAGGUGGAGCGAUAAUGACCAGUAUGGCCACAUGAAUAACAGCGCUUACUACUACGUUUCCGACAGCGCCAUCAACGCCUACUUGGUCCAGAGCUGCGGCAUAAAACCAUUCCUGGAGGGUGAUGCCGCGAACAAUGUCCGAGCCGAUUCUGCAGCGAGUCUGAUUGGCCUCAUUGUCUCCUCCUCGGCAACGUACCACGCUCCUACGUCGUUCCCCUCCAAGCUGCGAGCAGGCGUCCGCGUGCUGCACCUCGGCAAUAGCAGCUGCCAAUACGAAGUGGGCAUCUUUAGCCUGCCUUCGGCAGCCUCUGCUCUACCGCAAGACGCACAAGCAGCUGUGCUGAUCCGCGCAACGCACGUGUUCGUGGCAAGAGACUCCAGGAGACCGGUGAAGCCCAUGCCCGAAGAGCUGCGGCAAGGAUUGCUGAAGCUCAAGAGCGAAAGAUGGGCUGAGCAGCAAACCGCAAAAUUGUGAUGCGAGCCAAUGCCUUGCCCGAGUUUCGCCCUGCGUCAGGCUGGCGAAGAUGAUCGUGAUGGUUGGCAGGCUCUGCGCACAAGUCAUUGCACGCAGUUCUUUUUUGUGGCACAUUUCGACUACAAGCACGUGGAUGGCUGCACCAUACAUGCGAUUUACAUAGGAAGGAGGCUCUACCUCAUCCACCAAUCUUGAAUGUGUUUC